Molecule: messenger RNA, 1005 nt
Organism: Nematolebias whitei (Rio pearlfish)
Lineage: Eukaryota; Metazoa; Chordata; Actinopteri; Cyprinodontiformes; Rivulidae
Product: THUMP domain-containing protein 3
Exons: 5
Coding region: 130-1005 (291 amino acids)
Biological process (GO): tRNA methylation
Molecular function (GO): tRNA (guanine) methyltransferase activity; RNA binding
Source: RefSeq, a predicted model, not a curated record
AAUUCUACACCGGAAGUUGCGCUAACAAAUACUCGCUAAGCGGAAGUGUCGUCACGAUACGUCCUCGUGUGUUUCAGUGGGCUGUCACGUUUGUUCCUGGACUGGACCAUCAGCUGGUCCUGCAGCAGGAUGCUCUCCCGUCAUGAUGGAGACGGUGCUGCACAGCAGACCUGUCACACAGUCGACCCUUCCGUCUCCUCCACCACCGAGACGGAUUCUGCCAUCAUCACCGUCACCAUUGGAGCAACUGUGCCCACUGGGUUUGAGCACACGGCUGCUGAGGAGAUUAAAGAGAAGAUUGGAGCUGAUGCACGAAUCAGCAAAGAUCGUGGCCGAAUAUAUUUUCCAGUCACUACUGACAAACUUUGUCAGGUCCACCUUUUGCGGUCUGUAGACAACCUGUUUGUAGUGGUGGAUGAAUAUGAUCAUUACCAGUUUAAAGAAUCAAAGGAGGAGACAAUGAUGGAGCUGCAACAGCUUGCCUCCAAACUUCCAUGGAAUAAUGCUCUGAAAGUCUGGGAGCUGAACAGAUCGAUUAAAAAGAAGAAAGGCCACAGGAAAGGAGCGAACGCCAUCAGAGCUAAACCCAACAGUGAGGUCAGCAACGUGGCUACAGACCAGCAAGCAUUACCUCAGGAGGCAUCUCCGGCUGAAGCGGACGCCAAGACAGAGAGCGCGCCUGACUCGGAGAGCUGCCAGCAGGACUUGGAGGAGGCUGCGCCCGAGGCGAAACUCAUCAAGUUUCGUGUGACAUGCAACAGGGCGGGGGACAAACACAGCUUCUCUUCUAAUGAAGCAGCCAGAGACUUUGGUGGGGCUGUACAAGAAUUCUUCCAGUGGAAAGCAGACAUGACAAAAUUUGACAUAGAGGUUUUACUUAAUAUACAUAAUGAGGAGGUGGUGAUUGGGAUUGCACUCACCGAGGAGAGUCUUCACAGGAGAAACAUCAGUCACUUUGGACCCACCACCCUGCGUUCCACGCUCUGCUAUGGCAUGCUCAGGUAA